Messenger RNA from Strongyloides ratti, 342 nucleotides. Its product is annotated as Dynein light chain Tctex-type 3. Gene Ontology annotation, cellular component: cytoplasm; cytoplasmic dynein complex. Gene Ontology annotation, molecular function: dynein intermediate chain binding. Gene Ontology annotation, biological process: microtubule-based movement. The transcript is spliced from 2 exons. Lineage: Eukaryota; Metazoa; Nematoda; Chromadorea; Rhabditida; Strongyloididae. The record is from RefSeq and is a predicted model, not a curated record. The coding region runs from base 1 to 342 and encodes 113 amino acids.
AUGCUAGAUAAAUCCCAACCACCAACACAAGAAGAAGUAUCUGCUGUCUGUAAAGAAGCAUUGGAUACAAUAAUUGGAAAAUCUACAUACGAUUAUAAUGAAGCUAACAAGUGGAUUAAACAAAUUGUUGAAACGGUUCGUGCCAAUCUCGUUACAAUGGACAGACCAUACAAAUUUAUUGUGAGUUGUGUUAUAUUACAGAAUAAUAUUGGAGCUGGAAUGAAUAUUUCUUCUACAUGUUACUGGGACAAAAAUUCUGACCAAUAUUAUGCAUUUCGUUGGGAGAACAAGUCUAUCUUGGCAGCUUGCUACGUUUAUGCCGUUGUUAUUCCACCAAAUUAG